CACAGCUGCGCUGCCUCCCCGACAGACGACGCGCAGAGGGACAGAAAGCGGAGCGGAGCAGCAGGUAGACAGUAACACGGUGACGGCGUUUUAACGGGAAAAACUGAGUUAGAAACGGAACAACGCAACGCUCUCCCAGUUCUCCGUCAAGGAGCUUUACGCGCCGCGCUUGGAGACGUUUUACGCGUCGGGGUGCGCGCGGCGGAGAGCCCACCUGUGCGGACGAAGGUAGAUUUCAACAUUUCUAGAAUGUGAGUCUGCCCGAUUUAUGUGGAAAUAAAGGAGUGAACCGUGUGCUUGAGCUCGACACGGAACCGCGGGGGAAGACUUGGCCUGGUUCGGAGAUGAUGAGUCCUGAGAGGAGCGGCAGCGCACAGGCUUCACUGCACUGAGGCUUUCCAGGAAAAAAAUACAACUUUUUCCACUGUUCCACGCCGAGGAUGGAUGGAGAACAUUUUGCGCUGUCAGGAGUUGAACGGGAGAGAGAGAAACUGCCACCGAUUUACACCAGCUCCGCUCCUGCGGGUUUGGGGCGAGGAGCCAAGCAGCCGUUCCCGUCGCUGGGCAGCUUCAUCUCCACGCUGAGCCAGAGGAGGGAGGCGGUGGGGGGGCGGAGCUUAGCCGGCGCCGCCACCGCCGCCCCGGGCCUCCGACACGGGAGAGAGCUGCCGCCGAUCUGCAGCGACGUCCGUCAGAAGCAGAGGCUCUCCAUCGACACGCUGCCUCCCGAGGUCAAAGCCCCGUUCCCCUGCGACCCCGUCAUCCCCCUGCGCACCAAGACCACCAAGGAGUUCCAGGAGGACAUGGAGCGUGCGCUGCAUUCAGGUGACUGGAGGGAAGUCAGGGAAUUUUACCUGACCACCUUCGACUCUUUCAUAGAGAUAAACGCUGCCUUCAAGCGAGAGGCGAAUGGAUCCUUUAACACCAUCGACGACUCAGGAGUCAACGCCAAGUUUGUCAACGCUGUUUAUGACGCACUGCUCAGCACUCCUCAGGACAUCCAGAAGUCGGUUCUGAAAGGAAUCAUCAACAGUCUGCUGAGGGAGUGGAAAGGGCCUCGAACUAAAGACGACCUGAGAGCCUAUUUCAUCCUGGUGCAGAACCCUCAGUACUCCAGCACCAGCACCUAUGUGAUCUACGCUCACCUGCUGAGGCAGAUCGCCGCUCUGUCCGAGGCCGACCACCACUUCCUGGUUCACUGGCUCAAGAAGCUCUCGGCCAGGCGCUUCAGGCAGCUGGUGGAGCGCCUCCUGCAGUUCAUCUCCACUCGUCUGUUUCCUGCCGAGCCCGACGAGCUUCCUCCUCUGGCCAAAUGCUCCUGGUGGAUUCCCUCAGCCACCAAAGUGCUGGGCCUGUUCAACGCCGCCAACAGCGUCUCGUCUCCUCCCAUCAUGCCUUUCACCGACUUCUACAACAUCACCCUGGAGCACAUCGACUUCAUGGAGCAGUACAGGACCUGGCAGAGCCACGGCAACUCCAACAAGUUUUCUUUCUGCCAGUUUCCCUUCAUCUUGUCCACGGUGGUGAAGAAGGCGAUCAUUCAGAGAGACUCCGAGCAGCAGAUGAUCAGUGAGGCCAGACAAAGCCUGGUCAGUAAGGUUUCUCGCAGGCAGAGAGUGGACAUGAACCUGCUGUUCCUCAACAUUAAAGUACGACGAGCACAGCUGCUGAGCGACUCACUGGAUGAGUUGACGAGGAAGAGGUGCGACCUGAAGAAGAAGCUGCGGGUGACGUUUGUGGGCGAGGCCGGCCUCGACAUGGGAGGCCUGACCAAGGAGUGGUUCCUGCUGCUGGUGCGACAGAUCUUCCACACCGACUACGGCAUGUUCACCUACCUGAAGGACUCGCGCUGCCAUUGGUUCAGCAGUUGGAAGUGUGACAACUAUUCUGAGUUCCAGUUGGUCGGGACUCUGAUGGGCUUAGCAGUUUAUAACAGCAUCGCUCUGGACAUCCACUUCCCUCCUUACUGUUACAGGAAGCUCCUGACUCCGCCUACUGCACCAUGUGACCAAAACGCCCUUGUCGGCAUGGCGACGGCCACCCUGGACGACCUGCAGCAGAUCAUGCCGGAGCUGGCUCACGGUUUGGGAGAGCUGCUGAGCUACGAGGGAAACGUGGAGGAAGAUUUCUACCUCACCUUCCAGGUGUUCCAGGAGGAGCUGGGCGUGGUCCGCUCCCACAACCUGAAGCCUAGCGGAGACAAAAUCCCCGUCACCAAGCAGAACAGGAAAGAGUACGUCCAGCUCUACAUUGACUUCCUGCUGAAUAAAUCCAUUUACAAACAGUUUGCCGCCUUCUACCAUGGCUUCCACAGUGUGUGUGCCUCCGAUGCACUCAUGCUGCUGCGGCCGGAGGAGGUGGAGAUGCUGGUGUGUGGCAGCCCUGAGCUGGAUAUGAGCGCCCUGCAGAAAGCCGCUCAGUACGAAGGAUACAGCAAGACGGACACCACCGUGCGCUGUUUCUGGGACGUGGUGCUGGCCUUCCCUCUGGAGCUGCAGAAGAAGCUCCUGCACUUCGCCACAGGAAGCGACCGCGUCCCCGUCGGAGGAAUGGCCGACCUCAACUUCAAGAUCUCCAAAAUCGACGUCCCGACUGACUGGUUGCCGAUCUCUCACACCUGUUUUAAUCAGAUCUGUCUGCCUCCGUAUCGAACCAGGAAGGAGCUCAAACACAAGCUCACCAUUGCCAUCUCCAACGCCGAGGGCUUCGGCCUCGAGUGACCGGCACACGCACACACACGCGUGCGCACACACACACACACACACACACAC
This is a messenger RNA of Myripristis murdjan (pinecone soldierfish), 2771 nucleotides long. RefSeq names its product HECT domain containing 2 (gene hectd2). The record is from RefSeq and is a predicted model, not a curated record. The coding region runs from base 441 to 2720 and encodes 759 amino acids. The transcript is spliced from 22 exons. Gene Ontology annotation, biological process: protein polyubiquitination. NCBI's taxonomy places the organism in Eukaryota, Metazoa, Chordata, Actinopteri, Holocentriformes, Holocentridae. Gene Ontology annotation, molecular function: ubiquitin protein ligase activity.